Molecule: messenger RNA, 1941 nt
Organism: Cornus florida
Lineage: Eukaryota; Viridiplantae; Streptophyta; Magnoliopsida; Cornales; Cornaceae
Product: pyruvate decarboxylase 2-like
Exons: 7
Coding region: 1-1941 (646 amino acids)
Molecular function (GO): thiamine pyrophosphate binding; magnesium ion binding; carboxy-lyase activity
Source: RefSeq, a predicted model, not a curated record
AUGGUGCAGCGGAGGUCGGCGCGGCGGUGGGUGAAGGAGAACACUGCACCUCCAUCCUCCUCCAUCAAGGUGGAUGGGUCAUCAAGGACCGGGAUUCUCCAACUCAGUUUUGCUCCAAACCUUCCCACCAUGAAUAUUGGAGCACUAGAUUCAUGCAAGCCUACCAACAACAACGUUGGGCAUCCACCCCAGAAUGGGACUUCCGCCGUCCAGGACUCCCACCCUUCAUCCGCCAUGACCGCCCCUGACGCCACCCUGGGCCGCCAUCUCGCUCACCGGCUAGUCCAGAUUGGCGUCAGUGACGUCUUCUCGGUGCCCGGUGACUUCAACCUCACGCUUCUUGAUCACCUCAUUGCUGAGCCAGGGCUUAACAACAUUGGCUGCUGCAAUGAGCUCAAUGCCGGCUAUGCUGCCGAUGGGUAUGCAAGGUCGCGUGGUGUCGGCGCUUGCGUUGUCACGUUCACAGUUGGUGGGCUUAGCCUGCUCAAUGCCAUUGCUGGUGCUUAUAGUGAUAAUCUUCCUGUCAUUUGUAUUGUGGGUGGUCCCAAUACCAAUGACUAUGGGACUAAUAGGAUUUUGCACCACACCAUCGGAUUGCCUGAUUUCAGUCAGGAACUCCGCUGCUUCCAAACUGUAACUUGUUAUCAGGCUGUAGUCAAUAACUUGGAAGAUGCACAAGAACAAAUUGAUACUGCAAUUUCUACUGCUCUGAAAGAAAGCAAGCCUGUCUACAUUAGCAUUAGCUGCAAUUUGUCUUCCAUCCCUCACCCAACUUUCAGCAGAGUCCCUAUUCCGUUUGCACUUUCGCCCCGAUUGACUAACCAGAUGGGGCUUGAAGCUGCUGUGGAGGCAACAGUAGCCUUCUUGGAGAAAGCAGUAAAGCCAGUGAUGGUGGGUGGACCAAAACUGAGAGUUGCAAAGGCUUGUGAUGCAUUUGUUGAACUAGCAGAUGCUAGUGGUUAUGCAGUUGCUGUGAUGCCAUCAGCGAAAGGGUUGGUGCCAGAGCAUCACCCCCAUUUCAUUGGGACAUUUUGGGGAGUUAUUAGCACAGCCUACUGCGCCGAGAUCGUUGAAUCUGCCGAUGCAUAUUUGUUUGCCGGACCUGUUUUCAAUGACUUCAGUUCUGUGGGGUACUCCCUCCUCCUGAAGAAGGAGAAGGCGAUCAUCGUGGAGCCUAAUCGGGUGGUGGUUGGUAAUGGUCCUGCUUUUGGAUGUGUUAUGAUGAAGGACUUCCUCAGUGCACUUGCAAAGAGGCUUAAGCCCAACACCAGUGCUUAUGAAAACUACCGCAGAAUCUAUGUCCCCGAUGGCGUUCCAAGGGAAAGCAAGCCUAACGAACCUUUGAGGGUUAAUGUUCUGUUCCAGCAUAUCCAGAAGAUGCUCUCACAAGACACUGCAGUGAUUGCUGAGACUGGGGAUUCCUGGUUUAACUGCCAGAAACUCAAACUACCAGAGGGAUGUGGGUAUGAAUUCCAAAUGCAGUACGGUUCGAUUGGGUGGUCUGUUGGUGCUACUCUGGGGUAUGCACAAUCUGUACCAGAAAAGCGAGUCAUUGCUUGCAUUGGUGAUGGGAGCUUCCAAGUGACAGCCCAAGAUGUUUCAACAAUGAUUCGUUGCGGGCAAAAGACUAUAAUUUUCUUGAUCAACAAUGGUGGAUAUACCAUUGAGGUUGAAAUCCACGAUGGCCCAUACAAUGUGAUUAAGAAUUGGAAUUACUGUUUGCUUGUCGAUGCAAUUCACAACGGUGAAGGAAAGUGCUGGACAACAAAGGUACAAUGUGAAGAGGAGCUUAUAGAAGCAAUUGCAAUGGCAACAGGGGAGAAGAAGGAUUGUCUGUGCUUCAUUGAUGUGAUUGUUCACAAGGAUGAUACAAGCAAAGAGCUGCUUGAAUGGGGUUCUCGAGUUGCUUCAGCCAAUGGCCGCCCCCCCAACCCUCAGUGA